Messenger RNA from Pseudo-nitzschia multistriata, 1071 nucleotides. NCBI's taxonomy places the organism in Eukaryota, Bacillariophyta, Bacillariophyceae, Bacillariales, Bacillariaceae. The record is from the annotation of a GenBank genome assembly.
AGAUACUCUUCCAAAACCCGACACGUACGAUAUCGGUACAAUACCACUACGUACRUAAUAGAAAAGGCCUUUAUUUUUCGCUUUUCACGUCCCGGCAGAACAGAACACUUUGUCAUCGAUUGGACGAACACGAUGUCGAACAACUCGAUGAAGGAAGGGAAACGGCAGCUAUCCGCAUAUGAACAACGUAGAAUCGAUAACAUCAAACGAAACAAUGCUCGUUUGAGAGCACUUGGGUUGAUUAGCUCGGUUGAAGAGCGGCGUUCCAAUGCAAUUGCCUCCGGAACGAGUUCAAACAUCGUCUCUGGGAAAGAUAGCUGUCGCGAUCCCCUGGAAGAUUCCGAUGGAGAGAGUUCCGACGACGGGGAGUGGCAAUGCGAAAACAACGGGGGAAAGAAGCGGCGGAAACGGAAAGUCGCCCCGAAGGAACCGCGGGAGGGCUCUAGAAAAUCUCGACGAUUGAACGGCGAACAGGCCGAGUUUGCCCCCGACGCCGAGGAAUUGCUGUUCUCGAAGGAUCCCACAGUUCGAAAAAAGGAACUGGAAGAGCGUGUCAAGGAAUGCAGAGAGGUACGAUUGCGGGCCGCUAACGCGAUUGCUGCCUGUGGAGGAGAGAAGGCGGCAAAAACGAAUCCCACGGCAACCUACGAGCAUUGUCUUAUGAGGGUGAAAACGAUGACAGAAAAGGGCCUCGUGAAUCGAGUAAAAGCAAUUGAACGAGCGGCAGGAAAACACUGCGUAGUAAAAAUGGCAAUUUUUAAGAGCUGUCUACAGGACGAAGGCAGGUGGAAACUAGCCGAGGUCGCGAGUGAUGCUCUAGAAAGGUUGAAAGCUCUCAAGCCGAUUCCAGAAGAAUGAUUUUUUGCUGGAUGAAUUACUUUGAAAACAUCAACGUUAGACGAAAGAACGAUACAAUUYGGGGGAUUCUUCGAUAAUUUGCGGUGAGCUUUAUCUUCAGCAAAACUCCCCGUUCUCCAUCGCAUAGUACACCCACUGAAGCAGAAUUCAGACCUCAGUUUGCAGUUGCUKCAAGAGUGUCGAUGAMACCGAAAGUAAACACUGAGGUAAUGC